UCAUUAUGAAAGGUUCUAUUGUCGGAUUGUGGUUGUUAACCGCAGUUAUUACAUUGAAUCUGAAAGUCAAUUCAGAGGUUGUCGGUUAUCGUCUAAGCAGAUACAUACGCCCAUCGUUUUACAAUUUAUCUAUCAAUAUCCAAGACGAUGCAUCGAAUCCGGGCACAACGUUUAAUGGCGAAGUCGCUAUAACUCUGCAGUCGAAUCAGAGCAAUUUACUGGAAAUAACUCUACAUAAUAGGCUUCUUAAUAUAACACGCUGCUUGCUAUACAAUAAGGAUGGUCGCCUGCAACAAGAUAUUGCAGCUGGUCAACUGCGGUACAACAAUGAGACUGAACUGUUAACAGUGCCUCUUUUGCAGCCAUUGAUUGCCAAUGCAAACUACACGUUGUACUUUAAGUACUCAGGGGAAAGUAAAAUCUGAUACAUUAGGUCUAUUUUCAAAGGAAAACUGGAACGCUGGGAACUCUAGUACCAGAGCUCACAAAGUGUUUUUAACACAAUUCGAAUCGAUAGAUGCCCGA
This is a messenger RNA of Drosophila sulfurigaster albostrigata, 525 nucleotides long. RefSeq lists its product as uncharacterized. The coding region runs from base 6 to 425 and encodes 139 amino acids. Lineage: Eukaryota; Metazoa; Arthropoda; Insecta; Diptera; Drosophilidae. The record is from RefSeq and is a predicted model, not a curated record. The transcript has a single exon.